AUGUCUGGAACUGUGAAAAAAUUUUUAGUGUUAUUGCAGAUUUUUUUUUUCGAAUUGACGAUUUGCGCUGCUCGCAUAGAUGAACCGCCAAUCAUUCAUUCGAUUCCUUUGGAAAACAAGACAACAACAACACUCGACGAAUACAAAAAUUUACCUGUGGUUGGAAAAUGUUGCCCGGUAGGCGAAGUUUUUGCAAUAAACGUAACUGGCCAAGCGGUUUGCACAGUUAUGGAUUCCUUCAUUAUCGAAAAUUUCUCACCUAUUUUCCAUGAUUUUAAUGAUUCUGGUUAUCUGGUUCCCGGUAAUGUUCGAAGUCCAUUUGUCGCGAUUAUUGGAAAUCCCUGUAAAUACAAAAAGUAUAUUUUAAAUUCAAGCGAAGACGCGCAAGAUUUUCAUAUAUUAUUAACGAAUGGUUCGAUAUUUGCACGCGAACACAAUCCAAAAAUAUUGCAACCUGGAAUCGAUUACUGUAUAGAAAUUAUUCCAGAGAUGGGAAUCAACACUUUUGUGUGUUUUUCUGAAGAUCGCGUAAUAAUAAGCGCAGACUCUCGAAUUACGAUCUACGCUUGUGGCCUUUUAAUAUCUAUACCAUUCUUAAUUCUUACAAUCACUGCGUAUUCCAUCACACCAGAGUUGAGAGACGUAUAUGGAAAAACAGUGUGUCGUUAUUGCGGAUGUUUGGCUCUUGCUUUCGUCAUGUUAGUAAUCAUACAAUUAUGGAAUAUAGAAUUGUCGAACCAAACUUGUAUAAAUAUAGCAUUCAUUAUCCAAUUUUCUUUCAUCGCCUGCUUCUUCUGGCUAAACGCGAUGUGCAUUGAAAUGUGGUUAUUAGUGCGUUUCUACGUCGGUAAAUGUAGGAACAGAGGAUACUGUCGGGAAAUCUGCAAAAGGACGGAAUCAAGAACGUUAUUUUUUUGGUAUUCUUUAUGGUGUUGGGGUCCCUCGGUGAUACUUAUCCUCGUCUCAAUGAUCAUGGAUCUUAAUCCGAUGAUACCUGCGACUUACGUGAAGAAUUUCGGCAAGGAAAGUUGUUCGUUCAAAGCUGAAGACAAAGCGAUACCAUACUUUUAUAUACCAAUUGGAUUACUUCUCUUUGGAAACGUGAUUCUUUUUAUUUUAACUUUCAUCAAAUUGACUAAAUAUCAAAGGGAUCUUGACUUGAGACGUCUUAGGAGAAACGAACCAUCGGAUCAAGACGAUCGAAGAACUCUUCGAUAUUUAAUGAAAACCGCAUUUGUCUGCAUGCUAAUUUUUUUCUUGAUGGGCCUCAAUUGGUCGAUGGAAUUAAUAUCCUGGUACAUCAAUGGAGAUUCUUUUGACUGGUCCUCCUUCGAUCUCGUAAACGCUCUUCAAGGUGUUCUUAUUUUUGGUUUGUUCGUACUACGAAGACCACCGAGGGACUUUAUAUGGAAUAGAAUACAAAAAUUUCGAGGUAUUAAUGAAAUACCAGAACGAGAAAUUGGAAGCAUGGAAUUGGGUCUGCUUCAGAUGAUGAAUGAUGAUCCUGUGCCUAGAUAGAUAUGAUUAUUGUUUAAAAAUAAUUUAUUUUUCGAUCCUUUCUCAAAUUUGUUAAAACAUCAUAAAAGGAUUACAAAUCAACUGCCGAAAAUGCUUGAAAGUUCCUUGAAGAGAUGUACAAUUUUAGUAUAAUUUAUUUAUAAAGUAUUGAAUUAGUCAAAUAUGGAAAAAUUGACAAUUUUUACGUAUUUAUUUUAAACAAGACUUAUCGACUUAUUAUUUAUUAAUUAACGAGUUAGAAGAAAUUAGUUAUCUCACAUCAUAUGAACAAUAUAUAUUUCAUUAACAUCA
Messenger RNA from Apis dorsata (giant honeybee), 1809 nucleotides. RefSeq names its product G-protein coupled receptor Mth2-like. Gene Ontology annotation, biological process: cell surface receptor signaling pathway; G protein-coupled receptor signaling pathway. Bases 1 to 1518 code for a protein of 505 amino acids. The record is from RefSeq and is a predicted model, not a curated record. Lineage: Eukaryota; Metazoa; Arthropoda; Insecta; Hymenoptera; Apidae. Gene Ontology annotation, molecular function: G protein-coupled receptor activity. Gene Ontology annotation, cellular component: membrane. The transcript has 6 exons.